This is a messenger RNA of Nymphalis io (European peacock), 1465 nucleotides long. RefSeq lists its product as uncharacterized. The transcript is spliced from 8 exons. The record is from RefSeq and is a predicted model, not a curated record. Lineage: Eukaryota; Metazoa; Arthropoda; Insecta; Lepidoptera; Nymphalidae. Bases 135 to 1175 code for a protein of 346 amino acids.
CAAGCACCGUACUACACUGCUUCGUUGAUGUGUUUUUGUAAAUAGUUUUCUGUUAAAAUUCAUUUGUAUAAUGUGAAAUUGAGGCAGAAUUGGAGUAAUUCUAUAUAUUUAAAUGGAUAUCAUAAGAAACGAGGAUGUUUAAUCGGGCUCGAUGGCUGAUGGUCGCUAUAGCAGCAGUAUUGGCGCUGCAAUCGCGAGGUGAUGGCGGAUUCAGGCUCCCUGAUCAGCCGCCGAAAGAAGAAUCGGAUGGAAGAUCAUUGAACUUUGGUGGCGAUGACAAUGGAAGAUCGCCACAUGCGCAAGGUCGUGGUCUGCUAGACUGGAUAGGUCUAGGAGAAGACCAGGAUCCUUACAUCCAACAAUCGACUCAACAAUGUAUUAAUGGGGAUCUCGCUGAUUGCUUUAAGGCUCAAGCCUUAAGAUCGUUUGAUGACUUUUUCGACAAACAGGCUUACCAAUUAUCAGAUAAUGCAGUUUUGGUUAAAGUAGAAUCUCAAGCUAGAGCUCUAGCUAGGGAACCCCCGCAGUUAAGUUCACAACCACGAAGCGAGGACUCUGAUUGGGAUGGUCUGGUCAAAUAUGGAAUGAGAAAAGUUGAAAGGUUUCUAAGAUCGACUGCCCUGGAGUUUCAACUGGAUGAUGACGUCACAUCUAACGGUGUUAUAGCUCCAAGGUUCCUCGACGAAAUUGCCGAUGAAGUUGACAUAAUUGAAGACAAGAAAGCACCCCCAUUCCGACGUCAUAAGCUGAAGAAACUAAUCAUUCCAAUGUUGCUAAUCCUUAAGCUGUUCAAGCUUAAAUUACUCUUGUUCCUCCCUCUCAUCCUUGGCCUCGCAAGUUUCAAGAAAUUCCUAGGAUUUAUGGCUCUUAUAAUUCCAGGUGUCAUUGGCUACUUCAAAUUCUGCAAGCCCAACCUUUCGUCUCCAUUCUCGUCAAGUCAUUACAAUGGUCCUCAAUAUUCUCCAGCUGGUAUUGGCUUGAGCCCUUACAGAGAAGGUCAUGGACCUUCAAAUUACGGACAUUAUGAGAAUUAUGCUGGUAACCAUUACAACAAAUACGGUACAAACGGUGUAGCGUUUAGGGAACAUGAUCAGAGUCCUCAAGAUCUCGUAUAUCAAGGCUGGGAUUUCAGAAACAAGAAAGGUGCUGAAGACAUCAAGGCUGAAGAAGCUUAAGAUUGGUUUACUGUUACCAAUUAAUGUCAAUGAAACGUUAAAUAAAAACAGGAACAAAUGAUAAACGGUUCGCUGUAUAAAUACGAACAUUUCAAUACUAAUACAGUGGCCAUGUAAAAAUAAUUCCAUGAAUAUUAAUUAGAUACUAUUGUUGCACAAAUAAACAUUACAAUAAUUAAUAUUAUUUUUAUAUUUGAAUUAAUUUAAAUAUACCAUCGAAUGAAGUAAGUUUCGAUUCAAUAUUUUAUUGUAAAUAGAAAUAUUUAGAACUAAUUUAAAGUCAUUGCUUU